Molecule: messenger RNA, 1803 nt
Organism: Prunus armeniaca (apricot)
Lineage: Eukaryota; Viridiplantae; Streptophyta; Magnoliopsida; Rosales; Rosaceae
Source: the annotation of a GenBank genome assembly
AUGUCCGAAACGUUACCGGAACUUUCAAUCCUCCGCGGGUACGAGCUGCGUCUCCUCCGCUGCACCCUCCAGUCUCCGGCGUCCGAUCCCUCACCCCAUCCCCAACAGUCCGAUCAUGCCCACCCCACCCACCACCUCCACCCUCUAAUCAACGACCUCUUAACUUCCAUCGAGUCGGGCCACUACCUCCGAGCCCUCACCUCCCCCGACGUAAACCGCGCAGUUUUCAAACUCGCCGAGUCUGACUCACUCGGAGACUCGGCGGAGUGCGCUGACAGAGUGUACUCCGAGUUGCUGGACCGAGUUGAGUCGUUUAUAUCCAAGGAAUGCGAAGAAGAAGAGAAUGAUAGUGGCAAGGACAAGGCCUACAGAGUCAUCGUGGUUCUGUGCAUUGCCGUGGCUGCCUUGUUCGGUUUUUCUCAAUGUAACUCGACUGGACCGUUGGAGGGGUUGCCAAAGUGUCCUCUGCCACUGGAAGUGCCUCAAUGUGAUGAGUGGGAGAAUUGGGCGGGUAAUCAGCUUAUGGCUGCUGGGUCUGACUUGCUUGGAAAGUUAUCCAAUAUUCAGUAUAUAGUUUAUGCGAAGAUGCUGGCCAUGAAGAUGAAAGAUUUGUUAUUUGACGGAAGUGUGCCUUCUACAUAUGGAAUUAGGAGCAUUUCAUGGUGGCUCAUUAGGAUCACCCUUCUCCAUCAAAGAAUUCUUGAUGACCGGUCUUCUUCUCUGUUCAAUCUUUUGCAAGUCUUUACGAGUGAAACUUUGAAUCAUUUUGGCACUUUGGAGAAAGUAACAACUUAUUGGGGUAACAAUUUACGUAAUGGUGAGGGUUCGUCACUUGUCUCAAUGAUUUAUCUGGAAGCUGGAAUAAUGGAAUACACCUAUGCAAGAGUUGAUUCAUGCAGGCUACAUUUUGAAUCAGCUGAAGCAGCAGCUGGUCUUCAGCUUUCUGUUACAGGUGUUCUUGGCUUCCGUACUGUACAUCAGGUAGAACCAAAGGCACAAAUGGUACUUUUAGCAAACCCAACUUCUUCGAACAGCAGUGGUAGCUGCCUCGCAGAAAGCCCUGGCUCCCAGACAAACAAUUCUAGCAUUGGAAAUCUGCAUCCAUCUGAAACCUAUGAGGCCUCUGACAUAUUGAUGACCCCAAAAUUGUUAGGGAAUGAUAGCAAUUCUGGAAUUAUUUCAGAAGGCAUUCAAGUUGGUGGUACUGCUGCUGUUCCUUUGAGUGCAGUCCAUCAGGCAGUGAUCCUGGCUAAAUGCCUUCUAAUUGAGAAGGGUACACGACAUGAUGAAAUGCAAAGAUGGGAAAUGGCUCCUUACAUAGAGGCAAUUAAUUCUCAGCAGUCGUCAUACUUUAUUAUACGAUGUUUCUGUGACAUCCUACGGAUUUGGUGGGAGUCAACACGUAGUCACACAAAGGAACGUGCAUUGCUGAUGAUGGAAAAAUUGGUUCAGGGUAUCUAUGACCCUUCUCCAGGAGGGGCGGAAAGGAUUCUUUUCUGCUACGGCGUUCAAAUUCCUACCAUUUCCUGCCCUGCGGAAAAGAAAGCAGCAGCUGUUGAACUGAUCAAGACACGACUUUCUGAAACACCCAAUGACCCCAGGUGCUCAUUGGGUGAUGUUACUAAUGAUGAUGCCUGCUUUGAAAAAGCCCUGGAAGUUUCAAAUGAUAGAUCAGCUCGAGCCAAGCGGUCUCUUGCUCGCAGUGCAUACAAUAGAGGGGACUAUGAAAAUCAAAACCCCUAUGAUGCACAAUCACAUCAUCUGCAUUCCAUAAUUCCCAAGGGUCCUGCACAAUGGCCUUGA